AUGAGUCCUGAGGCAGCUUCUGGGGCUAGGAGGAAGGAGGCCAGGAGAGAUGCCAAGAGGAAGGGAAAGCAGUCCUGUUCUCACUGUCUCCCCAGAUGUGGCGGCACAGCUGGAGCCAUCCUGACCUGUCCCCUGGAAGUGGUGAAGACACGUCUGCAGUCAUCCUCAUUGGCCCUGCGGCCUCUCUGCCUCCCUGAAGUGCAGCUACAGGGGCUGAGCGGGGGACUUGUGCGUCCAGCCCUCCCCUCUCCUGGCGUGCUCCAGUUGAUGAGGGCCAUCCUAGAGAAGGAAGGGAUCCGCUCCCUCUUCCGAGGCCUGGGUCCCAACCUGGUUGGAGUUGCCCCCUCCAGGGCCAUCUAUUUUGCUGCCUAUGCUGGGGCUAAGGAGAAGCUCAAUGUUGUCUUCGUACCCGAGUCCAAGAAAGUUCACAUGCUCUCGGCAGUCUGUGCAGGAGUCACCUCUGCCACACUCACCAAUCCCAUCUGGCUGGUGAAAACCCGGAUGCAGCUGGAAGCCCGGGCAAGAGAGGAGAAGCACAGUAAUGCCCUACAGUGUGCCAUGCGAGUGUACCGCAUGGAGGGUCUGCGGGGAUUUUACCGGGGAAUCAGUGCCUCCUACGCUGGAGUCUCUGAGACAGUCAUCCAUUUUGUCAUCUACGAGGCCCUGAAACAACGGCUGAGGGAGCAGCAGCCACUCCUCCCCGCAGCCCUUGCAUUUGCACCCAACUGCCGUGAUUUCUGUGGUCUCAUGGCAGCUGCUGCCAUCUCCAAGACAUGUGCCUCUUGCAUUGCAUACCCACACGAGGUCAUCCGGACACGGCUGCGAGAAGAAGGGUCCCGCUAUCGCUCCUUUGUGCAGACCCUGCGGCUGGUGGUCCAUGAAGAGGGACCCCUGGCUCUGUACCGAGGACUCCUGGCCCAGAUGAUGCGCCAGAUCCCCAACACAGCUAUCAUGAUGGCUACCUAUGAGCUGAUCAUCCACUUGGCCACCAAAGUGUGACUGCACAAGCACACAGCCCAGCCCCUUAUUGAGGUUGCUGGUGUGCACAGGAGACCCACAGUUUUCUGACUUGACAUGUGUUCCUGUUCCACGAGGCAGUGCUGUUUCCUCUGUAGCAGGCGGCCUGCGUGGUAAUGAACUUGGGUGUGGCAGUCUGCCCAUCUGCUGACAGGAUGCAGUGUUCUCAGGCCAAAGAGCUGGUUCUGGGUGGAGUCUUCAGCUCCACUGGGGGCUGCGUGACCUCUAGCAUCAGCCUCCAAAAAGUGGUAACUGGUCUGAUGCCCUGAGGAGUCAGUGAACAAGCUACAGUGUGUGCAGCGGGGCUCCCAAGGUAUGGAGUUCAGGGGAGAAAGAGACAAAGGAAGAUAAAUAAAUCAGAUUUAUAUUUAUAGUAGAAGGA
Messenger RNA from Pelodiscus sinensis (Chinese soft-shelled turtle), 1399 nucleotides. Lineage: Eukaryota; Metazoa; Chordata; Testudines; Trionychidae. The record is from RefSeq and is a predicted model, not a curated record.